Molecule: messenger RNA, 2679 nt
Organism: Cicer arietinum (chickpea)
Lineage: Eukaryota; Viridiplantae; Streptophyta; Magnoliopsida; Fabales; Fabaceae
Source: RefSeq, a predicted model, not a curated record
GAAACGAAUACAAAACACACACGCAAAACAAAGUUACACAAAAACCAGCUACAACAGCAAAAACAACAACUCAUAAUUCAAUUCUUUUCUUUAUCUAUCACCACUGCUUCAACGCUAAGGAACUCUCAAACACACAAAAACAAAAACAAAACAAAACAAAAACAAAAACAAAAACUAACGUUAUUUGCUUUGGUUUUGUUGUCUACCAACAAAUCCAUCAAACAAGAUCAACCCCAUUUCAUCUCAUGUAUUCAAAAACCCAAAUCUAACUUCAAGUUACAAUCUUUCCCUUUCUUUGUCAACUGGGUACCUCUCAAAAUUUCAAUGACUUGUCCCUCAAAUUCAAUCACCUACAAUGGCACCUUUUGUGCUUGCACACCAGGGCAUGUUCUUGACCUUGUGGCAAACACUUGUAACCUCUUUGAUGCUAAUUCAAAUAUCACAACAGAUUCCGGUGUUGAUUACUAUGCACUUAGCAUCCCAGAGACACUCCCUGGCUUUGAUACAAUCAAGAAGUUUACACAGUCACAAGCUGUGUUUUUGGAGGCUACACUUGUUAUGCUUCUUUCUUGGCUUUUCUUUUGCUUCUUUCUUAGGUUUAUGAGCCUUGGUGAUGGCCGUGGUGUUUGGUUUCAGCUUAGAUGGUUUGUUAGUCGCUUGGAUAUUUGCUUUGCUACUAGACAUUGGUUGGAUGAUCAAAAAGUGGUAACCAAACGCAAAACUGAACUUGGUGGAGCUUUCUCCAUAGCAAGUUGGAUACUAUUUAUCGGUUUGUUUGCCGCGUUGCUAUACCAGAUCAUAUCAAAGAGAUCAAUUGAGGUUCAUAAUGUAAGAGCAACAAAUGGACCAGAAUUAACCUCAUUUUUCAAUGACAUGGAGUUCAAUAUAACAACUAUAUCUAGUAUGAGCUGUGCAAAUCUACGCGAUCUCGGUAAUUUAGUUACCGGUAAUCCAGGCUUUAUUGAUGAAAGAGUUGUUUCUCUGUCAACUUUAGCGAACUACUCAUGUCACAAUUCAAGCAAGGGACCAACGAUAGCAGUCAAGUGUAAAAAUUGCAAGCUCAUCUCUGAUAACAUGUACAUUUCAUGGCAGUUUGUUGAUCUCCCAAAUAAUCCUGCCACUGCAGUUGGUUACGAAUUCCAUCUCGCUUCAAUGGAUAGUGCUAAAAAACACGUGAGUUUUGUUAAUGGAACGCUAAAAAAUGGAAGCGCUUUUGAUGAUAGGCCAGUAACAUUCAGAGGGAGGCAAUCGAAUAUUUUGAAAUUCAACUUGUUUCCUCGAAUAUACCAUAAUUUACAUGACCUAAAGCUCAUUCAGCCUUUAUUUCACGAGUUCCUCCCGGGUUCAAUUUUUCGCGAUACAAAUCAACUUCGAACAUCUCUUGAAAAUUCUGUUGAUGGACUAGUUAACACCACGUUGUAUAUCAAUUUUCUCUCUGCUUAUGUUGUGGAGGUUGAUAAACAAAGUAUUUUGGGUCCUGUGAGCUUCCUUGCAGACCUUGGUGGCUUGUAUUGCAUUAGCAUAGGCAUCUUUUUCUAUCUAAUGAUACAGUGUGAAUACAGGAUAAAGAAGCUCAGAAAUGAGGAUAGUGUUUUGCGGUCAAUUAGAAAUCGGCGUAAAGCUCAAGAUAAUUGGGACAAGUUGAGGAAAUAUGUAAAAUACACCUAUGGUUGUCCUACGAUGGAUGAUGAAAACUAUGAUAAAUCUAAAAAGGAACCUAAUUGUGGUGGGUUUAGGUUGCGUUCAGUUCGUGGUAGUGAGUCAUCACGUAAGCGAAGGCUGCAGAGCAAAACAAGUUCUAUAAAUUGGUACACAAAACCGAGUUUACCUGCCAACAAGUCAUUGAUAAAAAAACCGCUUGUAUCUACAAAUGAGUCGAAAAUGUAUUAUGAAAAUACGGAAAAGCAGCAGAUUGUUGGUUCAAGCAGAGAUUCCUCACCGUCUCAACCUCAAGAGUCGUCUAUUAUUGAUGAGAACUUUAUUCCACCUCCACCUUCACUAGAAUGCAAGGGUGGUUCUGAGAUGAACAUGUCAGAUAUUCAGAAUAAUCUCAAAAAUUUGUACGAGUAUAAUGCUAUGUUAAGGGACAGAUUAUUAGCUGCGCAAUCUUUGCUUCACUCUUCCUCGUCACAUCACUCUUCUCAAGAAAAAGGCAAUGGAUCUUAGCAUUUGAGUCUUCUCAUCUAACAGCAGUCCUUAUUGACGGACCAUUCUAUGAUUUUUACAAGUGUGGAUGUAGCUUUACAGUGAAAGUCAAUUCUUGAUUGAAAACUGACCAAAGGGAAUUAAUCAUAGUAAAAUCCUUGCAAUUUGCAAGUGCGAGAAUAUGCUGCAUGGACUUCUUCAAAACCAUAGUAUUCCUAACCAGAUAAUCCUGCAUUGAAAGCUGUUGUGUGUGGGAAUGCAUGCUGAUCCACAUUUUGGUUUUCUCGUGUAUUCUUUGAUGACAUUCUUUGUCACUCCUCUGAAAGUGAUUUUCUAUGUUUAUAUGUGUUUCAUCAAACCUAGUAUAGCCCGGCUAGAGCUUUAUUUUGUGUGAAGCAGUGGCACUGAACUUUAUUUCGCCGAAAUUACUAUUGUGAAUCGAGAGUUAUUCACAAUGUAACAUAAUUUUUGAAUUUUAUUCUUAGUGUAUUUUGUAUGUUAUGAUAUGCCGAGUAAGUUUUAAUUUUCACUAGA